Physella acuta is the source of this 4093-nucleotide messenger RNA. RefSeq names its product importin-13. Gene Ontology annotation, biological process: protein import into nucleus. NCBI's taxonomy places the organism in Eukaryota, Metazoa, Mollusca, Gastropoda, Physidae. Gene Ontology annotation, molecular function: small GTPase binding. Gene Ontology annotation, cellular component: cytoplasm. The record is from RefSeq and is a predicted model, not a curated record.
UCGGAAUUUUCAAGAUGGCGUCAAAGUGACUUGUUAAUGAUAAUGUGUUGGACCUUGAGUUCUUGUUAGAUCUCGUAUAGAUCUAUAUCUAGUCCAAGUUGUAUUUAUUUAAGACGGCUCAAGAUUUAAGUUGUCUUACAGAAGACUAGCAAACUAAAGAAAGGAGCUUUUCCACAGUUUGCAACAAUGCAUUACUCAUUGCAUGAUUGCAAUGUAGGUACAGCUAUACCAGAUUAUUCUGCUGCUAAUGUAGAACAGGCGGUGAAACAGUUUUAUUUGAAUCCCAGUCUUCAAAGUGAAGUCCACUACUGGUUAACUGGUGCCCAGAUAUCUCAGUCAGCAUGGUCCUUCUGUUGGGAGCUAAUGGCACCUAACAAGGGCAUAGAAGUACAGUAUUAUGGUGCAAGCUGCCUGCAUGUAAAAAUUGUUAGAUUUUGGCAUGAAGUACCAUCAGAACAGUAUGAAUCUUUAAAGUCCAAAUUACUUGAGACUAUAGUACAGUUUGCUUUAGGACCUAAAAUAAUUCUAACUAGAUUAUGUGUUGGGCUAUCAGCAUUAGUUCUUCAACUCCUGCCAGAGCAAUGGUCUGAUGCUAUACAAAAUCUUAUCUCCACAUUCCAACAAGAGGGCUUAGCUUCCUUACCAACUGUAACCAGGUGUCAGAUUUUACUUGAAGUACUCACUGUUCUCCCUGAGGAGUUUUUCAGCACCAAUCUUUCUCAACAAAGGAGGAUAAUUUUGAGGCAAGAACUAACCAAGGGGCUCGAUCAUGUGAUUCCAUUACUUCAAGCACUGCUCACAGAUGAAAGCCCAUUAGAAGUUUAUCAAUGUGCUCUAAAGGCAUUUUCACGCUGGGUUGACUUUGGUCUUGCUAUUGACAGAGCUGAGCCCAUUAUUCAUCAGGUUUUCCGUUCAAUGCGCAAUCCCCAUUUAUUUGAUAUUGCCUGUGAUACAUUGAUUAGUGUAUUCGCACAUCCAGAAUCUUACAAAUAUCCAGUGACAAUUCAGAGGAUUUUAUCAGAAGUACUAGCUCUUCAUGAAUUACUUUCAAAUGCAGUACAUGAUGAAGAUAAGGAAACUUGUGAAGGAAUCUGCAGGGUGAUUGUUUCUCUGUCGGAAAACCAUACUAAACUUAUAGUGGAAUCAGUGCUAGGACCAGAGGAGGUGAAACAGAACACAACAUCCCUGCUACAGAUGAUUUUGGCUUGUUCAGGACUCCCAGGUCAUUUCCCAGUGGAUGAAAGCUGCAGUGAUCAAACUUUUACAUUUUGGUAUUUGUUGCAGGAUGAAUUAAGCAUGAUUUCUGAAGAAGACUACACCCCUUUAAUGGAAGUAUUUAAACCAAUAUUUUUCUCUUUAAUUGAUGUACUACUUGUGAAAGCAAGGCACCCUCCAGAUGCUGAUUAUGUAUCGUGGAGUUUGGAGGAAAAGGAACAAUUCAGAUGUUAUAGACAAGAUAUAGGAGACACUUUGAUGUACUCCUACAGCAUUCUGGGUGUUGAGUUGCUUGCUCAACUUGUCAACUGUCUGGUUACCUUAGUAGAAAAAUAUAAAGAAGGCACUCAGGACUGGCAGAAUGUAGAGGCGAUCCUGUUUGUGUUUUCAUCCAUAUCAGAAAAUGUUCAGUCAGAUGAAAAGCUUUAUAUUCCUAAACUUUUUAGUCAACUUCGGGAAAUUCCAUUUGCUAAUUCACAACAAAUAUCAACAGCUCUAAAUAUGAUUGGUUCUUUUGCUGAAUGGAUGCAAUGGCACCCAGAAACACUGAGCUGUAUAUUGCCACUGGUUCUUCAGGGCAUCAGCAAUCCAGAAGUGGGGACAGCUGCUACAAUAGCACUUAAGGAUAUCACAAGGGAAAAUAUUUCUAACAUACAACCUUUUGCGCAUCAGAUUUUAAUGGCUUGCCAGAGCUGUUUUGAAGCAAAUACACUAAAGUCUAGAGAUCUUCUGCGACUUAUGUCUAGUGUGGGUCACAUCCUGUCAGUAAUGUCAUCAAAUGAAAUCAUGCAGUACCUUGACAAAAUGAUCACUCCACAUAUAGAACAUCUUGUUGCCCUUUCAGAACUUCAGCCUUGUCCAUCAAACAGAGCAGAUGUUUACACUACAGUGAAUAUAUUUGCCUGGUUGUUUGGGUCAUUGGAUACAGAACUAGAUGGAGGAGAUGAGGAGCAGCAGCACCAGCAACUCACCAAACAGCAGCAACAAGCAACAGAUCCUUCUGAACCUAAACCUAUUUUUGUGAUACUUGAAAAGAUCAGUCCGUCCAUUCAAAAAAUUUCAAACUCCUGGAUAUUUGAUACUGGUAUUAUUGAGGCUGUAUGUGAUCUGUAUAAAAAAGCACUACAGAAACUGGAUAAUGAUUUUGCUCCACUGUCUGGUGAACUCACCCAACUAGUCAUAACUUUAUACCAGAGAUGUCCAAGUACUGCAAUCAUUGAUCUAUGCAAACAGAUGCUGCUGAUAUUUGGUCUCCAAGAAAAUUUCAUACCAUUUUCUAAAGUAAUUGUAGAAAAUGUGUGUUCCAGAUCUUUACAAAUGUUUAAUACUGGUAUGAGAAAUUUCACUGAUGUUAUAGAGGGCUUCAUGUGUUUCCUAGCACAGGUAAUGAAAAAACUGAAGAAGAUAAUACUAGACAGCACCUGUGAUUUAGCAACAAUAUUCCAUGCAGCUGUUUUAAGUAUGGCCCUUCCAGAACAUGCAACAGUAAAAGCAUCAUGCAACUUUAUUAUUGAAUUUAUAAAUGGAGGUGCAGAAAGUGAAGUCAUCAAGAAUGUCAUCACAACACAUGGACAUAUUUUAAUUGACAGAAUUAUGAGAGCUAUAGGAGGAGAAUCUCAAAGAGGAAUAAUUGAUUACAUAGCAGACGUCAUCAUGGCUCUGAACAAACAUUUUGUCAGCCAGCUUGCCAUGUGGCUGAAAACUAUUUUAGAGAAUGAGGGUUAUCCUUCACCCAGAGCUUCGAGACAAGACAAGGAAAACUUCAUUAAGAACCUGUUACGAGACAGGAUGAAUAAACGUAAAACAAGAGACGUUGUCAAAGAAUUUACGCUACUAUGCAGGGGCAUCAUGGGAACAGAAUAUGCAGAAGCUGCAGCUGCCUAUUUGUGAUACUAAUCUCUGGUUAACUGAGCAAAAGGCUGUCAUUAACUUGUGGGACCGUUGCCUGUGACGACAUUGCUGGUCUCUUGUUAUCUGAGUGAAAGGUUUUCAUGCAAACUAUUGGUGACUGGUAGCUGAGUGAAAGGCUGCUGUGUGCUUGUGGAAUAGUUGUCUGGUUUACAUUGCUGUUGACCUUUCCCCCUUCUGUAAUGUAUACAUUUGCUUUAGGCUCUUCAUGAAGUGCAAUAUUGUUUAUGACAUGAAGAUACAGGGUAUGUUUUGUCAAAUCUUUUUUUAUCCUUUAUUGUCAGUAAAAUUAUUUUUCAAAUGUAAAACUAAAAAAUUCUGAAUUUAUAAAAUUUAUUAAAAUUUCAAGUAAAUAGUUAUUUAACUAUGUUCAAUAAUUAUCUUUACUGCCUUGUAUAUUUAUGUAACUAAUUGUUUAUAUUGUAUGCUUCCUCCAUUAAAAACUUUGUACAUUAACAGCUUUGUGAAAAAAAAAUUAAUAUAAUGAAAUGGAAAUACUAUUUUACAAAGGAUUAAUGUCACAUUUUAAGAGUUUCUGAAAUCAAAUUUUAAGUGUACAACUGGGUAUCAAUGUGUGUACAGUCAAAAGUUUCACUGGUCAAAUAUUUUCCAGACUUGUGUUCACUACUGGCCAGUACAAAACUUUGGUUAGUAAUCUGUCUCAUAUCUCCAUGGUUUGUAUUGCUGACACAGACUUAGUGCUGUGUACAACAACUUUUUUUAUCUUCAGAUUGGAACUCUUCAAUUGAUUUCCACAUCCAACCAGCAUGAAAUAAUACAUAUCAUAAAUUCCCAUCGCUGUAUUCUUAUCACUGUGUUAUUUUCAACCGUUAGUGCUAGUUUUUAGAAUGUAAGCUACAGUCUAUAUAACGAAUUUAAAAUGGUAGUUAUAUUUUUUAUGCUAAUGAGUAACUAAUUCUACUAUAAAAUAUUUGGGGAGCAAUAAAUGUGUUUCAUAUGAUAGAGCUCC